This is a messenger RNA of Prunus armeniaca (apricot), 396 nucleotides long. NCBI's taxonomy places the organism in Eukaryota, Viridiplantae, Streptophyta, Magnoliopsida, Rosales, Rosaceae. The record is from the annotation of a GenBank genome assembly.
AUGGAGAGCCUGUUGGAGGUCUCUCAUAAGCCCCUGUCAAUGGGAGUUGGGCCUCUUAUAUUAUAUAGGAAGAAGAGGGGAGCCAUGCGUGCCCCUUGUUUAACGGGCAACUUGGGUUGGUCACCUGAGGCACAGGAAAGAGGCCAAUCUUGGUACUUGCGGCAUGUGGGAGCCCAACUUAAGUGGUCCACUUGCUUAGGCAUGUUAGGCCAGCUAGGAGGAGGCGCAUAUGAGACUAAACCCACUGUGGAGGCCACUAUAUUGGAGAAAGCGCGUGAGGCCAAUGAUGGUAUCAACACAAUUGAUGCAUGUUAUAAAAGCAAAAGACCCAAUUGCAUAAGACCUGGAAAGAGCCUCGAAUGCACAAGACUCCGGCCAGACUAUAAUGAGGGGUAA